AUCAUAAGCACUAUUGUGUAGAGUAGGAGUAUAAUUUAAGCUCGUACUCCCCAUUAUUUAUUUGGGUAUUUCAGAGUGAGGGUGGUGUAUCCGUCAGCCGCCUCAUGGUCUCCGGUGGCUGCCUGCUGUCACCAUCUACAGCCAAACAAAUUUACAAGAUAUAGGUUGCAAAGCAUAAAAUUUUGAUACAUACUCAUGGAAGACAAUGAUGUAUCAGAUGCUAUGGAAGUAGUAGUGACUAAAACUCAUCAGCCACCAGCAGUGGUUAAGAUAGAGAUACCAUACAGUUCUCAAAGAGAAGCUGAAGUGGUACGCAACAGCCUGCAAGUGGACAGAGAACCAAAGAGAAGCGGAUCAUCAAAAGUUUUCUCCAUCAAGGAAAAUAUCUUAUGUGUAGAGAUCAGAUCACCAGAUGUUCGGCAACUAAGAACAGCAGUGUCUUCUUUUAUGGACCUUUUACAUCUUGUGACAAAGACUGUAAAUCAGUUUGGCCCACCAGUGCAACAGAGUAAAAAAGUAUGUGUGUAAUGACAAAGAUCUACUAGAUUUAUUGAUAUUUACUGUUUGUGACAGAAAGUAUAAAUCUUUGUAAUAUUUGGCUGUCUAAUUGCAUUUAUAAUUUGAAGAUAUUUACUCUUAUUUGAGGUGUACAAAGACAACAUGGGAGAACAUAC
Molecule: messenger RNA, 674 nt
Organism: Scylla paramamosain (green mud crab)
Lineage: Eukaryota; Metazoa; Arthropoda; Malacostraca; Decapoda; Portunidae
Gene: Tcs6
Exons: 4
Coding region: 196-528 (110 amino acids)
Cellular component (GO): EKC/KEOPS complex
Source: RefSeq, a predicted model, not a curated record